AUGUCACUCCCAUACGCAGCAGACGCAGAAACCUCUCUCUCCGCCUCUGAACUUCAAGUUCUUAAACAACAAUACCAAACAGAACUCGCUGCAGGCCAUGUAACAACGCAAACCAAGUUCAACUAUGCUUGGGGUCUAGUCAAGAGUCAAAAUAGAGCCGAGAUGAGCGUUGGUGUUGGUCUCCUAACUGAAAUUUACCGUUCCGAUCCACCAAGAAGGAGAGAAUGUCUCUAUUAUCUUUCCUUGGGGCAUUAUAAGAUGGGCAACUAUGACGAGGCGAGACGGUUUAAUGCGGUUCUGAUCGAGAGAGAACCGAACAAUCUUCAAGCACAAAGUCUUAAUCAGCUUAUUGAGAAGGGGGUUGCUCGCGAGGGAUACUUGGGAAUGGCGUUGAUCGGAGGAGCAGCAGCAGUAGCAAGUAUUGCUCUCGCUGGUUUGAUGCGUCGUGGGCGUCGCUAG
Ustilago hordei is the source of this 459-nucleotide messenger RNA. RefSeq lists its product as uncharacterized. Gene Ontology annotation, cellular component: mitochondrial outer membrane; peroxisomal membrane. Gene Ontology annotation, molecular function: protein binding. The record is from RefSeq and is a predicted model, not a curated record. The transcript has 4 exons. Lineage: Eukaryota; Fungi; Basidiomycota; Ustilaginomycetes; Ustilaginales; Ustilaginaceae. Gene Ontology annotation, biological process: mitochondrial fission; peroxisome fission; autophagy of mitochondrion. Bases 1 to 459 code for a protein of 152 amino acids.